Nicotiana tabacum (common tobacco) is the source of this 2280-nucleotide messenger RNA. Its product is annotated as transcription factor TCP23-like. NCBI's taxonomy places the organism in Eukaryota, Viridiplantae, Streptophyta, Magnoliopsida, Solanales, Solanaceae. The record is from RefSeq and is a predicted model, not a curated record. Gene Ontology annotation, molecular function: DNA-binding transcription factor activity; sequence-specific DNA binding. Gene Ontology annotation, cellular component: nucleus.
GGUGGCUGUGGGCAUAUAUCAAAUUCAUGAUAGGCAGCUUAAAAAACAAUAACAUUCCUUACAAAUAUAGGUUACACGAGUGUGCUCUUUUCCCUUCUCAGCUUAUAUAUGCAAACAUUUUUCUUUCUUUCUUUCUUGUAAUAUUGAGAGGUCCCCACCUGCUACCACCACUGAGUUUGAGUUGGAUUCAGACCCCACCCCACCCACCCCUCUUCUUCCACAGGUGCAGUAGCAGUACUCACUGAUUCUGUUGUUAUAGGGAACCCACACCUACCCUUCCCUUCUCUUUCUUUCUCCAAAGAUAGCAGUCAACCACAAAGUAAAAAAGAGAAACAAACCCCACCACUAAUUCCACUUGUUACUGAAUUCUUUUUUGGCUCUAAAGACACUGCAAUUGCAGCAGCAGCAACAACUUAAUUUUCAAGUCUCUUUCUUCCUUUCUUUCCUUCUUUCUUGCUUGGCUUAAUGUUUUCAAUUCAUCUUGUCAAUUAGACAAAUGUUUGAAGCAUCAACAAGAGAUCUUUGUUAGACCCCCCCUUACCCUUUCACCUUGCAUACCCACCCCCCCACCCCUAUCUUCUCCUCUUCCCAAGAUGGAAUUUAUGGAACCACAUAGGAAAAAGCAAAGUGGUGGUAGUAGUACUAGUGGCACAGACCACCACCACCACCACCAGCAUGCACAACAUCAACAACACAACCAAGAAACUCCCUCUUCUUUACAAUUAGUUUCACCUCAUCAAAGUCAACCUGACCCUCCUACCCCUGGGUCCAACCAACCCCACCCCCACCCCCAUGGUCCCUUCAUGGGCUCCAUUUCCAUGCAAUCAAGAACUCUAUUUUCUCCUCCUUCAACCAAUAAUUCUUCCUCCUCCACCACCCCUACCACAACCCCCACCCCCAACAACACUUUAUCCACAAAAGUAGUCAAGAAACCUUCUAAAGACCGCCACACCAAGGUGGACGGCCGAGGGCGGCGCAUACGCAUGCCGGCCUUAUGCGCCGCCCGAGUCUUCCAGCUCACCAGAGAAUUGGGUCACAAAUCUGAUGGUGAAACCAUUGAGUGGCUCCUGCAACAAGCUGAACCGGCAAUUAUAGCUGCUACUGGAACCGGUACAAUUCCGGCUAAUUUCUCGACCCUCAACGUUUCCCUGCGUAGCAGUGGGACCACAAUUUCAGCUCCGCCGUCAAAAUCUGCGCCUCUCUUCAUCCACGGUGGCUCCACCACUAUGCUAGGCUUCCACCACCAGCUAUCCAACGCCGGUUUUGGGCAAGACCCAGAUGAGAAUAAUUACAUGAAAAAGCGGUUCAGAGAAGACACCAGUGGUGCAAACUCACCUUCAGGUGAUAAACCGGAAAGAACCGGAGUACAAGCUCAUGAACCGGUAUCAGAUUCUAAACCCGGUUCAUCACAAACGUCGAGUUUCAUUCCGGCUCCGGCCAUGUGGGCGGUUGCACCAGCUGCUGGUAACGUUGGUAGCGCGUUCUGGAUGUUACCAGUGAGUGGAGGUACCGGUUCAACGACGGCUUCGGUCGGGGUGGCUCAACCGGACCACCAAUUGUGGCGCUCAAGAAUUGGUGGGUUCGAGUUCCCGGGUAGUGGCCGGUUCAGUCCGGUUCAGUUGGGUUCAAUGGUUUUGCAGCAGUCACAGCCGGUUCAGCAGCUGGGAUUAGGAGUUACAGAGACAAAUAUGGGAAUGUUGUCAUCAAUGAAUAAUGCAUAUAAUAGCAGUGGUAACAAUAGGGUUGAUUUGGGUAUGAAUUUGGAGCAACAUCAUCACCAUCAAAAUCAGACUCAAGGUAGUGAUAGUGGUGAUGAAAAUCACAAAGAUUCUCAAUCAUAGUUUACAAAUCUCUAUGCAACCACUCCAAGGAUGUAUUAGCAAACAGUUUCUCGUAGGAGGAAACGUCUUUCUUCGCAUGAGUAUGGUCGCGUAUACGUGACCUCUCCAAACCUACUUGUGGGACUACACUUUGUUGUUGUUAACCAUUGCAAAAAAGGUCAAGUAAAUUGAAGAAAGAAAAAAAAAGGUUCCCAUUUUAUGACUUCUUGAUUGUUUUUUCUUAGUGUAAUUAGGGAGAAGAUUGUGUUCAUUGUAAUUUUCUUUUUUGACUCUUUGCUUUACAAUUGUUCUUAAUUUGGAUUUAAGAAUUUUUUUUUUCCCCCUUUAUUUUUGGUUGGUUGAUCCAAUUUGUCAAUCACAUUUUGGUAUAUGUCUUUUGGCAUUUAGAGAGGAAAUAUGUUGGUUCCGAAUUGGAAAUAUGAAGAGUGGAAUUGAUUCA